UAAAUCAAAUAAACGUACAAUAUAAUAUACAUAGUAUAUUAUUUAGCAAUAUACUAGAAUAACUAUAUUAUAAAUUGAAAACUUGAGUUUUUUGGAGUAACUGCUUUCCUAAAUUUAAGAGUAGAAUUUGGAGAAGAGUAUAAAAUGUCUAAGAGGUUCACAGUUUAUUUGGUUUUAUUAAUCGCUAGCGUUAAAGCAGAAAAUAUUGAGUUUAUUUUAAAUCCAUUAUCAAAGCCUGUUGCAGUAAUCAAAUGGAAUGUAACUGCUGACUUUUACACAGUUUAUUUUAAUCGAUCAAGAUCUUACUAUAUUAAUGGAGGAAAUACUGAAUUCAAAACAAAUACCAAUCAAUCCGAAACAACAAUCACUCUGGAUUUUGGUGCAGAAUACAGCUUUACAACAACUUACACUCGCAGUAUGUCAGAAAGUUUUCGCAGUCCUACAAUUUUACUGAAAACACCAGAUACACCUCAACCUGUGCCCAUUAAAAGUAAAUUAGCAAAUGUUCUACUAUUAGAUUUUCCAAAUGCUAAGUAUCAUCAGCUUAUAGUGUCAAAAGUGAAACCAUCAGAAAUGCUGCCAUCAACUUCAUCUAUAAUAUCUUCUGGAAGUAUUUUAAGUUCCAUUCUAAAUCAUCCAUUAAAAAACUUGUAUGUCACCUUGGUUGUGGACAUGAUGAAAGUACCAAACGUUUUUUUGGUUGGAGACAACUCAAUAUUUGUGCACAAUAAUAUAAAAGUUCAAAACAUUCCACUAGAACCUAAUUCUACCUAUGUAUUUUUCCAAAGAGCUUUUAUAAAUGAUACUGAUUAUUUCUCUUUCAAUUGGACUGAAGCUAUUCAUACAAAACCAAUAGAAAUACUCAAUGAAACUGAGGUUGUUGCAAUAACAGUUGGAAUCGUGUUUAGUAUAAUAUCUAUCAUAUUUAUAAUUAUUGUUUUGUGUCAUUGGAAAUAUUCAACAAAAUAUACACCAAAACCUCCAAAAAAAUCAAAGAUAGAGCAUUCUAAAAGAUUAAAGACAGAUCCCUGUCUUCCCAUUAAAGAUUCUGAAUUUCAAAAUCACAUGACACACAUGAAGUUUAACAAUUUUAAAGCAUUUAAUGAUGAAUUUUCUUGCAUGCCUGUGGAAGCUUGCAGCUAUAGUGAAUUUUUAAAACUAUCUGAUAAGCAAAAAAAGCGGUUUAGCAAUAUCCCUUGUUAUGAUAAAUCUCGUGUUAUAUCUGAUGAUAUCUAUCUUCAUGCAAAUUAUAUACCUGGUUUUAUUACUUCAAAAGAUUAUAUUAUCAUGAUGAGUCCAUCAAAUGAAGAAAUAGAUGCAUUCUGGAAAAUGGUUUGGGAAAAUAAUGUCAGACAUAUAGUAAUGAUAGGAGCUAUAGUAGAAAAAAAAAAAGUCAUUUGUGCGCAAUAUUUUCCAACCAACACAUAUUCUCUAGAUGAUUGCUCCAUUAAAAUCACUUUAUUGGCUUCUCAGGAGUUUGCAAAUAUGGUUUUAAGAAAAUUUUCUUUAAAACUUGAUGACGAGUCUCGUACAGUUUUUCAUUAUCAAUUUCUGAGUUGGCCUUCAGUGCAAGUAACCCCUCACCUGCCAUCAACAUUUCUUCAGUUUAUGCUGAUGGUUUUUAACGAGACAACAAAAAACACUGCUCCAAUAGUUGUUCAUAGUUCAUACUCUAGUGGCUCAGCAAGUAUAUUUGCAUGCGUAGAUACUCAAAUGCGUCGCAUUGUUAAACAAAAUGAUGUAAAUGUACAUAGUAAUGUUUUAGAAGUAAGAAGUUAUCGUCAUGAUGGAGUUCAAUCUUUAGAUGAGUACAUAUUUAUUCAUGAAUGUAUAUUAGAGUUUAUUUUGACAAGACAUUUUGAAGAUAUACCUAUCCGUUAUUUGUCCUCCUACAUUCAAAAUGUUAACAAGUCAGUUCCUCGCUUUACUGAAGAGUUUGAUUUUAUUGUUAAGAAUCUGUGUAACAACAAUCGCAAAUCAUUAGUUGCUAGCCUUCCAUGUAAUAAAGCUAAGAACACAGAUGAUUGUAUUAAACCAUUUGACUAUAAUAGAGUAAAGUUAAAAAAAUCUAAUGAAGAAGGUUCGGACUAUAUUAAUGCAAGCUUUAUUGAUACCUAUUUGGCAAAAUCUUCAUUUAUUGUUGUACAGACACCAAAUAUUGAUUCUAUGGAGGUAUUUUGGCGUAUGGUGUAUGAAAUGGAGACCUGGGUCAUAAUUAUGUGUUGUCAGGAGAUAGAGCAAGGAAAUUUAUGUACAGAAACAUUUUGGCCUGAAGAAGGCUUUAUGAUGGUUUUUGGUGAUCUCUCUGUAAAAUUAGUAUUUGAAGAACUUCAUAUAAAAGAUGUGAUAUUUCGUCGCAUUCAGAUUCUGAAUAACAAGAGUGGAGAAGAAAAACUUGUUGUUUUUUAUCAAUAUCUUGCUUGGCCAAAUGAUGAAAAUAUUUCAUCCAGCUCUAUGUCAAGUCUAGUAAAAAUUGUUGAACAGUCUAGUUCCUGGAAGGAGAAGUUAAAAGCAAAAAGUAUUGCGCUGGUUUCCAGCACUGGAUCUGGACGCCCAGGUGUCAUUAUUGCUCUGAGAUCUCUCAUUGAAGAAAGUUCAAUUACAGGUAGUGUCAACAUUGUUCGAACAGUGUAUAUGUUGCGCCAACAAAGAUAUGCAUUGAUCCAAACGAGGGAGGAAUAUUCUAUUAUUUACUCUUGCACGUUGGAACUUACUAAAAACAUCCGUAGAUCUGGCAUUAUUUCCAGCCUAGAACCUAAUGUUAAUACUUCCAAGAUUGGCAAAAAUAUUUUUCCUGAUGGAUAUUUAAAUGUUCCACGAAAAUGUUCUUUUAUUUCACUUAAUACUAUUGAUUUUCAAAUGCAACAAUCUUGUCUUUCUACGGAUCAGGUGUCUAUGGUGUCUUUGCCUGUUGAGUCGCCUACAGAUUUUUCGUACGGAGUCUUAGGUAAUUCCAAUGAAGGUUAUGUCAGUCAUGGAAGCGAUGAUUCAAAAUCUUCGAAAGAUACAAGUUUUUAAAUGAGAUCAGAAAUAUUUUUUUCUAUAAAUCUUUUUUUAAUUAUUGUUAUUUAUAUUU
Hydra vulgaris (swiftwater hydra) is the source of this 3076-nucleotide messenger RNA. Its product is annotated as receptor-type tyrosine-protein phosphatase S. Lineage: Eukaryota; Metazoa; Cnidaria; Hydrozoa; Anthoathecata; Hydridae. Gene Ontology annotation, molecular function: protein tyrosine phosphatase activity. Gene Ontology annotation, biological process: protein dephosphorylation. The record is from RefSeq and is a predicted model, not a curated record.